Molecule: messenger RNA, 3771 nt
Organism: Amphiprion ocellaris (clown anemonefish)
Lineage: Eukaryota; Metazoa; Chordata; Actinopteri; Pomacentridae
Gene: aifm5
Product: apoptosis inducing factor mitochondria associated 5
Exons: 19
Coding region: 305-1945 (546 amino acids)
Cellular component (GO): cytoplasm
Molecular function (GO): oxidoreductase activity, acting on NAD(P)H; flavin adenine dinucleotide binding; 2 iron, 2 sulfur cluster binding
Source: RefSeq, a predicted model, not a curated record
GGGGCUGAACGUGAGCAGCAGCAGCACCCAAGCUGUUCAUUCACUGGAGUCACAAAAGUUACUUUUUGGGUGUUUUUGCUUGUCUUAUCGGGCCUAAACUGCGCACUUUUCACAGCCUCGAGGGAUGCGGGUUGGGGAUGGACCGGUUGCCAUGGAAACGGACUCUCAUCAUUCAGCAGCUGAGCGGAAAACAAAGUGACCUCAGGCUGCGGCUUAAACUGCUUCCAGCUGAGCGUCUGACUGACUUUUAAUGUUGCUGGAGGGGUUCUGUGUAUCUGUGUGGUGUUACAGUUGAAUCAGAGACAUGCCGAGGACCAAACCCUCCCACGGUGAGUUUCCAGACUCUGAUCCAGAGGACUCAUCAGAGGAGCUGACAGAGGAGGUGUGUGUGGAGUCAGACCUGCAGGAUGGACAGAUGAUGGAGGUUGAAGUGGGACGUCACACCGUGCUGUUGGCGCGCACCGACGGAAAAUACAGUGCCAUCGGUAACCAGUGUACACAUUAUGGAGCUCCACUGAGCAAAGGGGUUAUUACUGGCCACAGAGUGCGCUGUCCGUGGCACGGCUCCUGCUUUAACGUCCAAACUGGAGAUCUGGAGGAGUUUCCCGGCAUAGACUGUUUACCUUGUCACAAGGUCAAUAUACGAAACAGCAAAGUGUAUGUGUCUGUAAAUAAAAAGUCUCUCAGGCAGCAAAAGAGAAUAAAGAGUAUGGGAAAGGCAGAACCAGGAGUGACUCACACUGUUCUGCUGCUGGGAGGAGGAGCUGCGUCACUGAUCUGCGCUGAGAUUCUGCGGCAGGAAAACUUUGUUGGCAGAAUCAUCAUGGUGACCAGAGACGACCUGUUACCUUACGACAAAACCCGUCUGAGCAAGGUAAUGAAUGUGGAGAGUGAAACCAUCCUGCUGAGGAGGGCGGAGUUUUUCCAUCAGUACGACAUUGAGGUGUGGCUCAAGAAAGAAGCACUUUCUGUGGACACAGACAUGAAGACAGUCACAUUUAAUGAUGGUUCAGUGCAAAGCUAUGACCAUCUCCUCAUCUCUACAGGCUGCAGAGCAAAGGGUCUGGAUGUGCCGGGCAUCAAGUUGGACAACGUCAAGAUGUUGGAAACACCAGAGGACGCCCGACAAAUCCACGCCGCCUGCCAGGGCAGCAACAUUGUCCUUGUGGGAACCUCCUUUGUUGGUAUGGAGGUUGCAUCUUACAUGAUAGGUAAAGCCUCCAGUAUCACAGUAAUCGGCAGCAGUGAGCUUCCGUAUCAAAACACACUGGGCCGUGAAAUCGGAAGAGUCACCAUGACAAUGCUGUCAGAGAAGGAUGUGAAGUUCUACAUGAAUGACAGUGUGAUAGAGGUCAAAGGUGUGAAUGGAAAGGUGAAGGAGGUUGUGCUAAAAAGUGGAACAGUUAUCCCAGCUGAUGUUUUGAUUGUUGGUGUUGGCAGCAUCCCAAACUCAGAGUUCCUACAAGGCACCAAAAUACAGAUGAAUGCAAAAAACUUUGUUAUUGUUGACAAGUGCAUGCGGACCAACGUCCCCGAUGUGUUCAGUGGAGGAGAUGUGGUCACCUUCCCACUGGCGAUGGCCAAUAACCGGCUGGUGACCAUCGGACACUGGCAGAUGGCACAAGCACAUGGGAGAAUCGUAGCUCUGAACAUACUGAACAAACCAAGUGAACUCAACUCAGUUCCUUACUACUGGACCGUCCUACUGGGGAAAACCAUCCGAUAUACAGGCUAUGGGGAGGGAUACACUGAUAUUGUAAUCAAAGGAAGAUUUGAGGAGAGGAAGUUCCUGGCUUUGUACAUCAAGAAUGAUGAGGUGAUAGCAGCAGCUGGUCUAAACUACGAUCCAGUCGUGUCUGCAGUAGCUGAGAGGCUCGCAGCAGGAAAAGUCAUCACAAAGAAAGAGGCUCAAUCAGAUGACCAGAGCUGGCAGCAGUUGUCCUGAUCUACACUUUCCUCCACUUAGACAUCCUCUGUACAGAGUUCACGUGCAGCCAGAGAGUCCUUCCUCCAUCUCUGCACCGAAGACAAGGUCACCUGAAUUCAACCGUUUCAAUCAGAGGAGGUUGUGUUUACAGCUCGGCGCAGAAGUAUUGGAUUUAAACUGUACGUCAUGCAGUCGGUGUUCAUGUGAGGGGGAGUCCAUGUGUAAACAACAGAUACCUCAAAUGGAUGCAGCUUUUGAGACUUCUUUUUUAAUCUAAUACGUGUCAUUAUUUCAUUUUAACUUCAUGGACUUGUGUCUCCAGGUAACAGUCCAGAGACAUCACAUUUAAGAUGCCUCGCUGUGUUCUCUGCUGUUAAUAUUUCAAAGCUGCCUUUUACUUGGAUGGGGCUGCUGGAAAAAAAAAAACAAAACACAAGUGACCUUAAUAGCCGACUGCAGCCGUGUUCGUGGUCCGGCUGGUGAGUCGGAGGGGAGGAUUAGGAGAAUAGAGGGGGAGCGUUCAGCACUUUGAAACAGAGGUGCUGAAACAGGCAACAGUGACAAAACACAGGCAACAAUAGGCCUUCGGCAAACAGCAAACAAAAGGCACCGUGACAAAACCUUCACAAAAGAAAUGCUGCGUUUUUCUCUCUCCUCCCCCUCGGUCUCUCUGCUGGUGUAUCGCUGUCUUUACUUCACACCUGGGCUUUCAUUCUCCACAUGUCACAGCAUCCAGAGCUCUUCUAGGCCUGCAGCAGUUCUCAUAUCUGAGGUUUGAAGGUGCUGCUGGCUUUUUCUCUGUACUUUUUUUUUUUUUUUGCCACUUGUGACAACUAUGACUUUGAUAGCAAAAAUUCAACACUAUCUAAAUUAAAAUCAGCAUUAAAAAUUAAAUAAUUUCACACCCCUUUUUUUUAUAUGGAUCCGAGUUACUGAUAAAACAAAAAUCUGCUGCCUUCUGUUAUUUAAUAUUACAGUAUGGAUUGACAAAAAAACUGACAUUUGAAAAAUUUUGCAAUUAUAUCAUGUUAAUAAUUUGGUAAUAUCCUCAAUAAUUCAACAACAAUAUACAGCACGGUUAUAAUCCCCUCUCCAAUUCCCUACACUGCUAUUUUUCAGUUCAUUUUAUUUUCCAAAAAAGAGACAAAACACAAAAUAAACAACUUUAAAGAUGAAUUUGACUGGUAGCAUUAUUUUUUUCUAAUUUUCUACAGACAUUGCAAUAAUGAGACUACAAUAAACAUGUAGUAAAAAUGUAAUAUUAUGACAGCUCCAGUAUGGAUAUAUGCUUAUCUUGGUAUAAUACAUUUUUUCCAUAUCAAUUGUUAUUUUGAGAUGAAACUAUUCAUUUUUUGGAGAAUUGAAUAUCAGGCAAAUCAAUGUUAUUUAACACAUUAAAGCUAAAAAAAUUAAUUGCAUAAGAUCACAGACAAGUAAGGACAGACUUGGCACAAUGUUUAUCACGCGUUUGAGUUAGACUUUCAAAGUUAAUUGUAAAAAAAUCUCCUUGUUUCUGUUUAUUUUACUGGCAGAAGGCAACACUGACGGUCCUGCAUCCUCACAGCUUAAAACGCAUCUAUCAAAAACAGCUUUAAGCCUUCGUUUCCAUCCAUACACAUUCCUACAGAAAGUAAUUUGGCUCAUUAUGAAUUCUUGACGUACGAAAAUUAUACCUGUUCUCCUGAGGAACAAGUUGAAGAUUCACUUCAUGUAAGAAGAAGUUCAAAUGCUGAAUAUCUUGUUAGCGUUGUUCUCAUCGCAAGGAGAAACAACAGCGGUGAACUUGUCAUUUAAACUCAUUGUCAUGUUUGUUCAUGCAUUAAAAAGGAAAAUCUCAGGCUCAA